AUAUCGAAACUGAUUGUAUAUAAAGACAGACAAGGGUUCAGACAUUUCUUAAUAUUUUAAGUCUCUUCUAAUAAAUUAAUGUAAAAUCAAGCAAAUGUAAAAUGAUCUUCGAAAUACUUAACAUAUUGUGGAUACCUUUUGCUGGAUUCAUAUCAUUUCUGAUAUUCAUAUCAGCAAUCAACAAAUCCAUCGGCGUCCGGAGGGCAUAUGUGAAUCUUCUUUUAAGGAUAUUUGAGUAUGGUCGCGUAAGCAUAGAGACAGCAUCCAAAGAACAUCAACAAAAUAAUUUUAAGACUGACGAUAAGCAUUCAGAGGAGUUCGUCGAUAAUGCCGAUUCCAAGGAAAGUACAAAUGGAACAACAUUAAUUACCAGAGAUGCCGUGCUGCUUCCACAACCGCAAGAGCCUGCUCCAGAGAAGCCAGUGUCCUCAAAAAAGGAAGAAAUUGUCUUUGAUUUUGAAAAAUGUCUGGACUAUCUGAAGUCGGGAGUGGAGUCCAUAAUUGAAGAUGAUGUAACGUCCCGUUUCGAGGCGGAGGAGCUGAAGAGCUGGAACAUGCUCACACGCACCAACAGGCACCACGAAUUCAUAUCCUGGAAGAUAACGCUCAUUUGGAUGGUUGGAUUUUUAAUCCGAUAUGUAUUUUUGAUGCCAUUGCGUGUACUAGUUUGCUUUGUUGGUGUUUUAUUUGCAGUUUUAACAAACUCUAUUGUGGCUUUAAUACCCAAUCGAUUUUUGCGGCUCCUCUUAGCGGACUUAUCGUUUAAGAUUACGUUCCGUCUUAUAGCAAGUUCUCUGUCAUCCCUUAUUAAGUUUCAUAAUAAACAAUACAGGCCCACCAGAUCCGGGUUUUGUGUAGCAAAUCAUACCUCUCCAUUGGACGUGGCAAUAUUAUCGACAGACCGUACCUUUUCUUUGGUAGUAUGGCUUACAGUGUGUACGGCCGCUGUGGGCUAUCUGAAGGACGGGCAAACCAAGCGCGCUAUCGUGAAUCUAGUACUGGGGACAUGCUUUGGUGUCUUGUCCAGUGCUAUUUCUGCGGUUAUAACAUACCAUAAUGAGGAGAAUCGCCCAUUGUCUGGCAUAUGCGUCGCAAAUCAUACCAGCCCCAUCGAUGUGCUGGUGCUGAUGUGUGACUCGACCUAUUCCCUGAUUGGCCAACGUCAUGGUGGUUUUCUUGGCGUCCUGCAAAGAGCUCUGGCCAGAGCAUCGCCCCACAUUUGGUUUGAGAGAGGCGAGGCAAAGGAUCGCCACUUGGUCGCCGAGAGGCUAAAGCAGCAUGUUUCGGACCCAAACAAUCCACCAAUUCUUAUAUUCCCCGAGGGCACAUGCAUCAACAACACGUCCGUAAUGCAAUUUAAAAAGGGAAGCUUUGAAGUCGGCGGAGUCAUAUACCCGGUGGCCAUAAAGUACGAUCCACGAUUUGGCGAUGCAUUCUGGAACAGCGCAAAGUAUUCGAUGAUGCAGUAUCUCUACAUGAUGAUGACAUCAUGGGCCAUUGUCUGCGAUGUCUGGUACCUCCCGCCAAUGUACAGACAGGACGGAGAGUCGGCGAUUGAUUUCGCGAACCGUGUCAAGGGUGUGAUUGCUAAGCAAGGAGGCCUAAUUGAUCUGGUCUGGGACGGACAAUUGAAGAGGAUGAAACCAAAAAAAGAGUGGAAGGAAAUUCAGCAGGUUGAAUUUGCGAAUCGGUUGAAGGCGGAAUGAUAAUAAUUUUAAUGAAAAUACAUACUUCUACAGUGACUGUAAUUUACAUACAUAUACAUAUGUAUACAUACAUAAUACGUAUGUACAUAAAUAAUUUUUUUUCUAAUUUGUAAUAUGUAUAAAUUACGAUUAAUUAUUGCAUGGUUUAAAUAAAAGAUGAAGUCAAAUGUAAAUAGCUAUUCGAACGAGUAUAUUAACUGAUUAAAUUAUAUUUGAUAUACUGGUAA
Messenger RNA from Drosophila obscura, 1933 nucleotides. It is a transcript of the gene Gpat4, whose product is annotated as glycerol-3-phosphate acyltransferase 3-like. Gene Ontology annotation, biological process: triglyceride biosynthetic process. The record is from RefSeq and is a predicted model, not a curated record. Bases 102 to 1706 code for a protein of 534 amino acids. Lineage: Eukaryota; Metazoa; Arthropoda; Insecta; Diptera; Drosophilidae. Gene Ontology annotation, cellular component: endoplasmic reticulum. The transcript is spliced from 7 exons. Gene Ontology annotation, molecular function: glycerol-3-phosphate O-acyltransferase activity.